Theobroma cacao (cacao) is the source of this 1690-nucleotide messenger RNA. Its product is annotated as phospholipase A(1) DAD1, chloroplastic-like. The record is from RefSeq and is a predicted model, not a curated record. Gene Ontology annotation, biological process: lipid metabolic process. Gene Ontology annotation, molecular function: glycerophospholipase activity. Lineage: Eukaryota; Viridiplantae; Streptophyta; Magnoliopsida; Malvales; Malvaceae.
ACUUUUAUCAUCUCCCUUUCUUCCUCGCUGUCAUCUCUCUUUCCUGACCAUCUUGUUCUUUUUCCUGGUUCUUCUGAAAUCUCACAACCUUGCACUCACUCCAGCUUAAGAUUAAAACCAUAGGGGUGUAACAGAACUUAACAAGACGAAGGGAAAUGAAUCUCUCCAUGAAAGCUGCAAGGCCAUGCACAUUUCCAGCCACAACCACACAGACACCCAUGCCUAGCAAGCACGUUUCUAUCUGUUGCUGCACCAUCGCUCAGCCGGUCGUCAGACCACUCAAGAAGUCCAUAGAUAGCCAAAGGGUGAAGAGCUGGGAACAUCUGCUCGACCCUGUUGACUACAACCAAACAGCUUCCCUGUUCACGUCUAAAGCUGUUAAAAUCGGCAAUAGAUGGGAGCAGUACCAAGGAAUCCAAAACUGGGAAGGUCUACUUGAUCCAUUGGACGAAAAUUUGCGAGGCGAAAUUCUUCGAUACGGGUUUUUCGUUGAAGCCGCAUAUAGGUCCUUUGACUUCGACUCCUCCUCGCCAACAUAUGCAACAUGCCGCUAUCCCAAAAGCACAUUUCUAGACCGUUCCGGGCUACCCGAAACCGGUUAUCGACUAACCCGAAAUUUACGUGCGACAUCAGGAAUCCAGUUGCCACGUUGGGUUGAAAAAGCACCAAGUUGGGUGGCAACUCAGUCCAGCUGGAUUGGUUACGUGGCAGUUUGUCAGGACAAAGAGGAAAUCGCCAGGCUGGGUCGAAGAGAUGUGGUGAUUGCUUACAGAGGCACCGCUACUGGCCUCGAAUGGCUGGAAAAUCUACGCGCUACCCUGACUCCCCUCCCCAAUGCUGACUCCAAACCUGGUCCUGACGGUUCGGAACCCAUGGUGGAAAGUGGGUUCUUGAGCCUUUACACUUCAGGAACCGCCGAGUCACCGAGUCUACAAGAAAUGAUCCGUGAAGAGAUCUUACGGUUGCUCCAAACAUACGGCGACGAGCCUCUUAGCUUAACCAUCACAGGGCACAGUCUUGGAGCGGCUCUGGCCACGCUCACAGCUUAUGACAUAAAAACCACCUUCAAACGUGCUCCACUCGUGACUGUCAUGUCCUUCGGAGGUCCACGUGUCGGAAACAGGAGCUUCCGUCGCCAGCUAGAAAAACAAGGCACUAAAGUGUUAAGAAUAGUGAACUCGGAUGAUCUGAUAACCAAAGUACCUGGCUUCGUACUGGAAGAAGAUGCUGACGUGUCAAAAAGCCAAGACAUCCACGUGGCGGGCUUGCCUAGCUGGAUCCAGAAGCGAGUCGAGGACACCCAGUGGGUCUAUGCGGAGGUAGGCAGAGAGCUCAGGCUCCGCAGCAGAGACUCUCCGUACCUUAACACUAUCAACGUUGCCACGUGUCACGAGCUCAAGACCUACCUCCAUUUGGUCAGCGGAUUCGUGAGCUCCACGUGUCCAUUCCGAGCCACCGUGAGCAGAGUCCUCGACUACCAUAACCGAGGGCAAGCCACGGCGUAAAAAUAAGGAAAAAACUUCAAAAAAAAAGAACUUCUGACCCGUCCUUACAUACGGUGCGGACAGUAGCAAAAUAGUUUCGUGUACAUAGCUAACGUGUAUCUUUCCCCGCCAAUUGCGGGAUGGCCACAUCCCCUCAAUUCUUUUGUAGCAAAACAAUAGGUCCUCCACGUCAGCUUCUGAGUUUC